AUGGCAUAUGAAUUAAAAUCCAAAGGCAAUGAGCGUUUCAAGGAUGGUGACUUCGCCGGGGCUGAGGACUUUUACUCCCAAGCCAUCCAGAAAAACCCCAACGAUCCUUCUUUCUUCAAUAACCGCGCCCUUGUUCGAAUCAAGCUCGAACAGUGGGAGGGCGCCGAACACGAUGCGCGCAUCGCCAUAGAUCUCUUCGGCCCAAAGAACUCCACGGCUAUCAAAUCAAACUACUACCUUUCCCAAGCCCUUCUCGGACUGCAGCGACCAGCUGAAGCACUCGACGUGGCCUUAGCAGCGUACAAAGCGAGCAUAGAAAUCAAGAACCCUAAUGCGGAACCAUUGUCGAGGGUCAUACUGCGCGCCAAGCAAGCUAUAUGGGCGGCAAGCGAGACGACGCGAUUGCGGAAUCAAGAUGAGACGCUGAGGAAAUGGGAGGAGCUGCUUCAAGCGGAUUAUGAAAAGGAGCUAAGUGAAUUGCGCGCAAGCUUAGCGGUGGGUGAGAUUGGGCAGAUUGGAUUUGAAGAGGAUAAGAAGGAUUUGUUGGACGAGAUGCAGAGGAGGUUGGGUAUUAUGAGGAAUAUGUUUGCUGCUUCGAAGGGCGCAGAUAUGAAAGAACGGGUCGUCCCUGAUUAUCUCAUAGACAGCAUCUCCUUUGAGAUAAUGCAUGAUCCUGUCGUCACCCCAUCGGGCCACUCUUUCGAACGCACCAGCCUCCUAAAACAUAUGCAACACUCCCCCUUCGACCCCAUUACCCGUGUACCCAUGACCAUCCACGACAUUCGCCCAAACUAUGCCCUGAAAGCAGCUUGUGAUGAUUUCUUAACCAAAAACGGCUGGGCCGUUGAUUGGUGAGCGUGACUCACGUUGAAACGCAUUUUCCUCUCUUUCCUUUUGCUUUUCGUUUUAAUUGCAUGAUAUCAUAUUCUUUAACAUUGAUAUGAUACAUAGACUCGCUUCCUUUCUUAUUCUCUUUUGCGGUAAAAGUCCAAGUACGGGGGAUCCCAUUUUUCGGAUUCAUGCAUCACCAUUGCUGAUCAUCGAAUUUUACAACGUCAAGCGUUUCCUCUUUUAUUCCUAAAUUUAAACAUCUUUUACUUUAUUUUGUUUCCUUCCUAUAUGCUUCAUGCUCUACGAAUUUAACCAUCCUACUGGUUUUUCCUAUAUUUAUUUUUGGCAAAAGUCUGCUUGCUCUGUAUCCUGCAAGCGUUUUUAUGCAUCGUUCGUUGUAUAAUGAUCCACUUUGUUUUGAUAUUCCUAUAGUGCGCGGCGUUUCAGCUAUAACCUCCCAGACAUUUUGUCCUUUUCUUUUCUGAUUCUACUUCUCAUGCAUUAUGAAAUAAAGUUACCU
Molecule: messenger RNA, 1351 nt
Organism: Histoplasma capsulatum G186AR
Lineage: Eukaryota; Fungi; Ascomycota; Eurotiomycetes; Onygenales; Ajellomycetaceae
Product: U-box domain-containing protein
Exons: 3
Coding region: 1-855 (284 amino acids)
Biological process (GO): protein quality control for misfolded or incompletely synthesized proteins; cellular response to misfolded protein; protein polyubiquitination
Cellular component (GO): cytoplasm
Molecular function (GO): protein-folding chaperone binding; ubiquitin protein ligase activity
Source: RefSeq, a predicted model, not a curated record